AAACGCAGCGUAUCACAUGGCCUCCUCGUCUGAGACGCUUGACCUAGUCGUAACCGUCGUCUCCGCCAAGCACCUGAAGAACGUCAACUGGCGCAACGGAGACCUGAAACCAUACGUUGUUCUCUACCUCGACUCGGAUCACCGCGUCUCCACACGCUCCGAUGAUUCCGCCAAACCGGUGUGGAACGAGCGGAUCACUCUCCCUCUCACCCGAUCCGUCCACGAAUCGGUCCUCAACGUCGAGAUUUUCCAUUCCGAUGCGGCGAAACCACUCGUCGGAUCGGUUAGGUUUCCUCUGGUUCGAUUGGUUGACUCGGAGGGAGCGAUGGUUCCCGAAUCGAUCAGCUCGCUCGAGCUUCUCCGUCCCUCGGGGAGGCCGCAAGGGAAGAUACGAUUGAAGCUCGCCAUCAAGGAGCGACCGAUCCCUCCACCGCAGCGUCCUCAAUCGCAGCCUCGAGAUUACUAUUCUGCCCCUCAAGGUAACCAUUAUUACUCCCCAAGCCCUCCUCCUCCUCCUCCACCAGCUCCGAUCACCUCUCCGUCUCCUCAUCGCGACUACAGAGAAUUCUCACCUUCUCCCUCUCCUUAUCCGUUCACCGAUCACUACUAUUCCGGAUUCUAUUACCCUCCUCCUCCGCCGCGUUCGAUGUACGAUCGGGCCUCCAAUUACGGCCAGCCAUCUGCUCCAGUCGAUCUUCCUUUAGCUCCUCCUCGGUUUCCACAGCCCAGUGGGCCUUCAGCUCCCGUCGAGGCCUUUCAAAUGAACGAGUAUAAGCCGCAGGCGGGCUCGCGGUUGUCCAGCUACGGAGUGCCAGGUGGCCCAUCGGCGCCAGUCGAUUACUCCCCUUAUGAUCACAGGCAGUUGCAGAAGACGAUGGGUGGGUUGAGCUUGGAGGAAGAGAGAGGUGCUGCAGAGAGCGACUUUGGAGCUAGGCCCAGCUUCAGCUACGGCCGUGAGUAUCGCCGUGAGUGUUAGAAAGCUGUGGAGUUUCAUCUAGUGUGUGAUGAUGAAGAAGUUGUGGAAUUUCAUUUAAGUGUGUGACGUUUUUAAGGCUCCUCUAUCAUCAGAUAUUUUACCUUCGUGUUGGUGUUUGGUGAAUUUCCUCUGAAGAUAUGAUAUGCCUAUAUGUAUGUAUUGUUUGCGAAAUUGAUAUCAUUGCUUCUUUUCUCCUUGUUUAUGUAUGUAUGUAAGGGGUGACACCUUAUGUACCUUUGUAAAUGUUUCUAAAACAACUCUAGUUUCGUCA
This is a messenger RNA of Brassica napus (rape), 1247 nucleotides long. RefSeq names its product extensin-like. The record is from RefSeq and is a predicted model, not a curated record. The transcript has a single exon. Gene Ontology annotation, biological process: defense response. Bases 17 to 976 code for a protein of 319 amino acids. Lineage: Eukaryota; Viridiplantae; Streptophyta; Magnoliopsida; Brassicales; Brassicaceae.